Molecule: messenger RNA, 765 nt
Organism: Balaenoptera acutorostrata (minke whale)
Lineage: Eukaryota; Metazoa; Chordata; Mammalia; Artiodactyla; Balaenopteridae
Gene: ODF4
Product: outer dense fiber of sperm tails 4
Source: RefSeq, a predicted model, not a curated record
AUGGGGACAGGGGACAUUAGGGAUGAGUUCCCUGGGUCAGGAGGAGAAAGCGAUGAGCAUCAGAAGCCUGGAAAGGGCUGGGAGGGCUGGGAAGCAGGGGUGGGUGGAGGAGAGCUGGGACAAGACGAAGGGGUGCCGAACUGCGUCUCCACCCCCGACAGUAACAGGCAGGUGACCAUGGGCCACCACGUGGAGCAUCGCUGGGUCUCUCCGAUGCCCCUGCAGUGGAGGAUUACACAUAGCUCUCGCUGGAUGUCGCAGGUGUUGGCCUCAGAGCUCAGCCUGAUCGCCUUCAUCCUGCUGCUGGUCAUGGUCUUCUCCAAGAAAUGGCUGUACCUCUCGAGGGUCCGUUUCUACCAGCACUGGCCCAUGAAUGUUAGCACCAAAAUCGACACGUCGGUUCACAUGAUGUCCCUGGGGCUCCUGCAGAUCUGCAAAUCCAAGAGCUGUUCCAACUCAGAGAAUGGGAAAGUUUUCUUCACUUUAUUCACCCUCAUACUGUUGCCUAUUAACGUCUGGAUCUUCGAGCUGAAGAAGAAUUUAUCAAUCCCCAUCGGCUGGAGCUAUUUCAUUGGUUGGCUGGUGUUUAUCCUAUAUGUCACCUGUGCGGCGCUCUGCUACUUCAACCAUACAAGGUCCUGGUGUCUGAUUCUGAGCCAUCCCUCUGGCACCGUGUCCUCCAGCAGCUCCGUACACAAAUCUGUGAGUGAGCAAGUAGCCUCAAACACGGCUGUCGAUCAGGAGGAAGUCCUGGACCCUGAGUAA